AUGCCGGGGGGCAAGAGAGGGCUGGUGGCACCACAGAACACGUUUUUGGAGAACAUCGUCAGGCGCUCAAGUGAAUCAAGCUUCUUACUGGGCAACGCUCAGAUUGUGGACUGGCCUGUAGUUUAUAGUAAUGACGGAUUUUGUAAACUUUCUGGAUAUCAUCGAGCCGACGUCAUGCAGAAAAGCAGCACCUGCAGUUUUAUGUAUGGGGAACUCACAGACAAGAAAACUAUUGACAAAGUCCGACAGACAUUUGACAACUAUGAGUCGAACUGCUUUGAAAUCCUCCUGUAUAAGAAAAACAGAACACCUGUUUGGUUUUACAUGCAAAUUGCACCCAUCAGAAAUGAGCACGACAAAGUGGUUUUAUUCCUCUGCACGUUUAAGGAUAUCACUUUGUUCAAGCAGCCUAUUGAAGACGAUUCAACGAAAGGCUGGACAAAGUUUGCUCGGUUGACAAGAGCUUUGACAAACAGCCGGAGCGUUCUGCAACAGCUAACGCCUAUGAACAAAGCUGAGGUGGUCCACAAACACUCGAGAUUAGCUGAAGUUCUCCAGCUGGGCUCUGAUAUUCUUCCACAAUACAAGCAGGAAGCCCCAAAGACUCCACCGCAUAUCAUUUUACACUACUGCGCUUUUAAGACCACGUGGGACUGGGUUAUCUUGAUCCUCACCUUCUAUACCGCCAUCAUGGUUCCUUACAACGUGUCCUUCAAAACAAAGCAGAACAACAUCGCGUGGCUGGUUCUGGAUAGCGUGGUGGACGUUAUAUUUUUGGUGGACAUUGUGUUGAACUUCCACACGACCUUUGUUGGACCUGGUGGAGAAGUCAUCUCCGAUCCCAAACUCAUUAGGAUGAACUAUCUGAAAACGUGGUUUGUGAUAGACCUCUUGUCAUGUUUACCUUAUGACAUCAUCAAUGCCUUUGAGAAUGUGGACGAGGGGAUCAGCAGCCUCUUCAGUUCCUUAAAAGUGGUACGCCUUCUGCGGUUGGGCCGCGUCGCCAGGAAGUUGGACCAUUAUCUGGAAUACGGUGCUGCAGUGUUGGUGCUUUUGGUCUGCGUCUUUGGACUAGUGGCCCACUGGCUAGCUUGUAUAUGGUACAGCAUAGGGGACUACGAGGUUAUCGACGAAAUCACAAAUACCAUCAAGACGGACAGCUGGCUCUUCCAGUUGGCCGAGAGCAUCGGGAUGCCCUAUCGGUACAACACGACUGGAUCAGGGCAGUGGGAAGGUGGGCCCAGUAAAGACUCGCUGUAUAUAACAUCCCUCUACUUUACCAUGACAAGCCUUACGACGAUAGGAUUUGGAAACAUCGCUCCAACCACCGACGGAGAGAAGAUAUUUUCAGUGGCCAUGAUGAUGGUUGGCUCUCUUCUUUAUGCAACUAUUUUUGGAAAUGUCACCACCAUUUUCCAACAAAUGUAUGCCAACACCAACCGUUACCAUGAGAUGCUGAACAACGUGAGAGAUUUCUUAAAGUUAUACCAAGUCCCCAAAGGCCUUAGUGAACGCGUCAUGGAUUAUAUCGUCUCCACGUGGUCCAUGUCAAAAGGGAUCGACACAGAGAAGGUCCUUUCCAUUUGUCCCAAGGACAUGAGAGCAGAUAUCUGCGUUCAUCUCAACCGGAAGGUUUUCAACGAGCACCCGGCCUUUCGGCUAGCGAGCGACGGCUGCCUGCGAGCCCUGGCGGUGGAGUUCCAGACUAUCCACUGUGCUCCUGGAGACCUCAUCUACCAUGCUGGGGAGAGCGUCGAUGCGCUCUGCUUUGUUGUCUCAGGGUCCCUAGAAGUCAUUCAGGACGACGAGGUGGUGGCUAUUUUAGGUAAAGGUGAUGUGUUCGGUGACAUCUUCUGGAAGGAGACCACCUUGGCCCAUGCGUGCGCUAACGUGAGGGCCUUGACCUACUGCGAUUUGCACAUUAUAAAGAGGGAGGCCUUGCUGAAAGUUCUGGACUUUUAUACUGCAUUUGCAAACUCCUUUUCAAGGAAUCUAACACUCACCUGCAACCUGAGGAAAAGGAUUAUUUUCCGGAAAAUCAGUGAUGUCAAAAAGGAAGAAGAGGAGCGCCUUCGGCAGAAGAAUGAAGUGACCUUGAGCAUCCCCGUGGACCACCCUGUGAGAAAACUCUUCCAGAAGUUCAAGCAGCAGAAGGAAAUGCGAAACCAAGGGACAACAAUCAUUGACCCAGAGAGGAACACCCUCCAAGUGGAGACUCGGACCAUGCAGAAUGGAGCCGCCAUCACUGGCACAAGUGUGGUUACGGUGUCUCAGAUCACACCCAUCCAGACGUCCCUGUCUUACGUGAAAACCAACGAAGUCAUCAAGCAGAACAAUAGGGAAUCUAUGGAGCUCAAGCCAAAUGGCAGCAGCGACCCCAAAUGCCUCAAAGUUACUAGCCCCGUGAGGAUGAAAAAUGGGAAUGGGAAAGGGUGGCUCCGAUUGAAAAACAACAUGGCGAGCCAAGAAGAGAAAAAGGAGGACUGGAACAACGUCACCAAGGCCGAAUCCCUGGGGUUGUUGUCCGACGACCCCAAGGGCAUCGAUUCAGAGAACGACAUGACGAAAAACCCUCUGAGGAAAACGGACUCUUGUGACAGUGGGAUAACUAAAAGUGACCUUCGUUUGGACAAAGCUGGUGAGAACCGCAGCCCCUUGGAACACAGCCCCAUCCAAGCUGAUGCAAAGCACCCCUUCUACCCGAUCCCUGAACAGGCCUUACAAACCACUCUUCAGGAAGUGAAACACGAACUCAAAGAAGACAUCCAAUUGCUAAGCAGCAGGAUGGCUGUCCUGGAAAAACAGGUGGCAGAGAUUUUAAAAAUAUUGUCUGAGAAGAACACGUCCCAGACACCUUCUCCUCAGUCCCAUUCACCUUUGCAGCUACCAUCCCAAAUACCCUGUCAAGAUAUUUUUAGUGUUUCAAGGCCCGAAUCGCCCGAAUCAGAAAAAGACGAAAUCCACUUUUAA
Molecule: messenger RNA, 2970 nt
Organism: Eublepharis macularius
Lineage: Eukaryota; Metazoa; Chordata; Lepidosauria; Squamata; Eublepharidae
Gene: KCNH5
Product: potassium voltage-gated channel subfamily H member 5
Exons: 11
Coding region: 1-2970 (989 amino acids)
Biological process (GO): potassium ion transmembrane transport; regulation of membrane potential
Cellular component (GO): membrane
Molecular function (GO): voltage-gated potassium channel activity
Source: RefSeq, a predicted model, not a curated record